UACGCACUUCUCGUGCGAGUUCGACCGACUGACAGUUCGUUUCAUCAGUUAGCGAUUUUCCAGCCGAUUCCUCCUAAUUCCUCUGCCCGGUGAGCGACACCGACCCCCGAUCGGUCGACGCCGCGUCAAUCAUCUGUUCCGCCGUCGCCGUUCCUCCCGUUCGUCCGCCGUUCGCGAGGAGAAUGAACCAAGAGUGAAAACUGAGACGCAGCUAACCUCGAAAGUGACGUUCGCGCCCGUCGCCUUCGUCGCGCGAACGAUCGCGUGCGGUCCAGGAAGUAGCCGAGAAACGUUCACCGGACGGACAUCCCGGGAGGGAGAGAGACAUAUAUUCCAGAGAGAAAGAAAAGGGAGGAGGGAGGAGAGAAAGAGAGGAGGAGGACCCCUCCGACGGGAUCAUCCUCGUCAAUGGCCAGCCGAGGAGCGUUCGCGACGUCGAGUGACUAAUGGUCGCGUGCGGAUGAGAGACUCGCGAUCGACCUCGGAAGCGGCCUGGCUACGUUUUAUACAAUGUACUUUCUGUCCGCGUUGGAUGUCGCUCUUCAUGAUAUCAACAAAAUAAACCUGGCAACUGUAGAAUGAACCACUCGAGCGAGAUCUUGGGGAGAUAUUGAACUUGAUGCAACGGUGGAUGUUUAGACCGAUUUCAAAAUGCGCCAGUGUUUGAACCACCAAGUCCUGUCGUGGCUUAUCUUCCUGAUUUUCUACGCCACGUACAGCAGUGGGGAUAUCCUAGUGUUUUCCGCCCAAGGAAGACAUCAAAUCGAGGAAGAGUUUCACGAUAUGCCUGCCAAGUUCGGAGGCAUGAUACCACCGGAAGGCAUUAAGGGUAUGGUAGUUUAUGCCGAUCCUCCCCACGCGUGCCACAAGAUACAGGCCCCGCCGAACAAUACCGAUUACAAUGGUAAUUGGAUAGUGUUAAUACGACGUUUUAACUGCAGCUUUGAAAUAAAAGUUCGAAUGGCACAGCAAGCUGGAUACGAUGCUGCUAUUGUACACAAUGUAAACAGCAAAGAAUUAGAACCGAUGUCCGCAAAGGAUCCCAUAGGAAUUUUGAUACCAUCCGUGUUUGUUAGCGACAUUACGGGAGUUGUUAUCAAGGACAAUUAUUUAUACGACCAACAAUAUUUUGUACUGAUUAACGACGAUCUGCCAUUCAAUAUCAACACCCAUUUGCUCUUGCCUUUUGCCAUUGUCGUUGGGAUAUGUUUUCUAAUUAUAGUUAUUUUUAUGAUUGUCAGAUGCAUAAAGGACAGAAGGCGACAACGGAGGCACAGGCUACCUAAUUCUAGCUUAAAAAAGAUCCCUACACACAAGUAUACAAAGGGUGAUCCGUACGAGACAUGUGCCAUUUGUUUGGACGAUUACGUAGAAGGAGAGAAAUUACGAGUUUUACCUUGUGCACACGCUUAUCAUUCAAAAUGUAUUGACCCAUGGUUGACAAAAAAUCGAAGAGUUUGUCCUGUCUGCAAAAGGAAGGUUUUUGCAGCUGACGAGCAAGUCGUGACUGACGAGAGCGACUCGGAUGAUGAUACAGCACCUCUCAUUCGCGACGGCCACCAAGGUACACAAGGGGGAACGUUUGCGCGGCAGAUGGAAAAUCCUUUUAGCAGAGCUUUAGCUAGGAGAUCACAGGCUAGACAGGAUAUUAGUAAUUCUAGCGAUAAUAGCUCCGAUUCUGAGCAGUCCUACGUUACCACCGAGGAUGGCGUUAGUACUAGUGCUGGUGAACCAGCCAAUGUCACCGUUUUUAUGGUAUCCGACACUCACAGUAUAAACGGUGAAUCACAGGAGUUGGAACAUUCGGCUAGCAGUACUAAUCCGCACACGGUGAGUUUAUACGCGGACGCUCAAGAAAUUCCAGCACCUGUUGUUCAAAUCGCACCGACACGACGCGGGAUUAUGGCAAAUUCCGUGGUGCCGAAUUCCGAUUAUUAUGUCGAUACUUCAGAUAAUACGUCGGUGAUGGCCAGUAGUUCCAACAGAAACGAUGUUAUUACGUAAUGGCUUGACAUAGCUGUGACUAUCAUUAAACGUUACGAGUUGUUCGUGUCUCGCGGAAAGAUCUUUUUCUUUUCUCUCGCGAAAGAUACGUUGGUACUGUGGUGCGCACGAUAUAGAAGCGUCAAGGCAUAAUGAGGAUGAAUAUGCAUAUGUAUAAUCCGGAAGUAGAUAGUAUUUUAAUACAUAUAAAAGCUAUUAAUUUCUUUUUUUGAAUGAUGAUAUUGCGACUUAGCUUUAUGACAAAUAUUCUCGUGCAUUAAUCUGUCAAGUAUGUAUUUGGUAAAUUACGUAAUAAUAUUAUCGUUUCCUCUCUUUUGCAACGAGUAUCACAUGCAGUGAUUUAUUAUGGAAAGAGAUUAAUAAUUCCAUAUUUUAUAUAUGAUUGCAAACUUUGAGAAGUAUUUUAAAUUUGAUUCACGUACGAAACAAAAACGCAUGUAUAACGAAAUGUAUAUACUAAUGUAUAAUUAUUCGAUCUGUUUUUUUUUUUUCAAGAGCUAUGUAUUUCAUUAUUGCUUGAUUCCUUGACUUUUAAUUCUCAGUCGAAACCGUUUUCAAUAAAUAUAUAUAUGUAGGUAAGACUGCAAAUUCUAGUUCAUCGUUUAACAAAAUAUUUUGUAUAUUAGCUUAGAAAACUUUAUGUGUAGCCUACUUUAAUUUACAGUUCAUUUGAUUGAGUUUAUUUGAAAUUGCACGCUAUUGUCAUUCGGUUACCAAAACUCAAGUAUGAUGUAAUAUAUGCUUAGAUAAGUUUACUACGCUUACGUUAAGCUGCUGACGAAUGCUGGUGAUAUUGUAAAAUGACGUAGUUUUGUUGCCGACAUCGGAUCUGUACAUAUAAAUACUAUCUAUUAAUACAUCUAACAGUCGAGACCAAAAAUGCGCAGAUUCCUUUCAAUGCAGGACAUAGGAUACUGUGAACUUUCAAGUUUAGACACUAAGUUGAUGAAAUUGAAUCUUUAACCGCGUUAAGUUUUACGGAAAAUUUAUUGUUAUUCAAAGUAUAUUAUGUAAACUAACUGUACUGUUUUAUAAAAGAUAGAUUACUUAUAUGUGAAGUGGGCUGUAUAUAAUAUGACGUGUCGAUAAUUAUAUGUACAUUUCGCUACUCUCAAA
Messenger RNA from Temnothorax curvispinosus, 3120 nucleotides. RefSeq names its product E3 ubiquitin-protein ligase RNF13-like. The transcript has 8 exons. Lineage: Eukaryota; Metazoa; Arthropoda; Insecta; Hymenoptera; Formicidae. The coding region runs from base 652 to 2004 and encodes 450 amino acids. Gene Ontology annotation, cellular component: cytoplasm; nucleoplasm. The record is from RefSeq and is a predicted model, not a curated record.